GUUUCCGGAAGUGGUUAAAAACAGCAAGCCGCAUGUGUCAAUGGUGCUCUUAAAUGUGUCUGGGGAGGAAUUCUCGUAUGUACUAAAUCAUAAAAUGUCAAUGUACUGUGUGUGGUCUUAUUACACCCUGUAAUGACUUACGAACAUUCUGAGUUUACACUAAAUGACUUUGAACAGGGGCUGUUUUUUAAGUUAGGUUAAUUUAGUAAAAAUAGCGAACCAUGGAUUCUCCCAAACCUAAACGUCCUCGAAGCUGCGAGAAUCAAGCAGCGACUGAAAAGGACCCGGAGGAGGGAGAAGGCACGCGAGUGGACGUGAGUAUCAUCAUGCCAGUUCACAAUGCUGCUCAUUGGCUGGAUGAGUGUCUGCAGUCCAUCCUGAACCAGGACUUCACAGGAUCCAUGGAGCUGUCGGUCUUUGACGAUGCCAGCACUGAUAACUCCAGGAAAAUGGUGGAGGACUGGAGAGAAAGGCUUGAGACGAAGGGCAUUUCACUUAAGAUCUCUGGCCAUGAUUCUGCCCAACCAAAUGGAGUGGGGUUUGCAAAAAACCAGGCAAUAUUCCAGAGCUGUGGAGAAUACUUAUGUUUCCAAGACGCGGAUGAUGUAAUGAAGCCUCAAAGAGUUCGACUGCAGCAUGAGGCUGCGCUUCGCCACCCACACUCUCUGAUCGGCUGCAGGGUUGAGAGGAUUCCCGAGGGCUCUACAGAACGUUACACUCGCUGGAUCAACAAGCUGACACAGGAGCAGCUCUCCACACAGGUGCUCACGUCACAUGGGCCCACAGUCAUCAUGCCCACAUGGUUUUGCUCAAGAAUGAGUUUUGACAAAAUCGGUCAGUUUGACGAAGGAGGCAAAGGUGUUCCAGAGGACUUGCUGUUCUUCUACCACAGUCUUCGCCAGGGGUUAGGCGUGAGGCGGGUCGACCAGUGUCUGUUGGUUUACCGCUACCACGAAAAGGCUGCCACUCACUCUGUAUCAGAGGACACCAUUUGGAAGCUGCGAGUUGCCUUCCUGCAGGAAAGAGUGCUCACCCAAUGGGAGAGCUUUACCAUAUGGAAUGCCGGCAAACAGGGUCGUAAGCUGUAUCGCAGCCUCAGCCCAGCCAAUCAGAAGAAGGUCAAAGCUUUCUGUGACGUGGAUGAGAAAAAGAUUCAGAAGGGCUUCUACACAUACGAGGAGUCCAAGGAAAGACCCAAACCCAAAAUCCCAGUGGUUCACUUCAAAAAGGCCUCCGCUCCUUUUAUCAUCUGUGUUAAACUGGACUUGACGGGAGGUGUUUUUGAGGAAAAUCUCACCUCACUGCAACUGGAAGAAGGAAAAGAUUACUAUCAUUUCAACUGAGGAGCAAUACUGAACACAGUAAACAUAAACUCUAUGAGAGCAGGUGGUCAUGGGAAAUGGACUGACCUCUACAGCAGUGACACCAUGACCCACUCAGACAUUCUGGUGUCUGGACUCUGGAGUCUCCAAGUCCUGUCCAGUUUCUUCUCACGGCUCCAAAAUCGUUAUGACGAUAUAAAAAUUUCCAGCUUAGUUCCAAUACCGGUUUUAAUAUCUCAAUGAAAUUAAAAAGCCUCUUUUUAUAAUAAUUGUAUGGACAUUUUAGCAGAAAAUAAUAAUAUUUAACUACUAACAGGAUAAGCGGAAGAAAUGGAAUUGAAUGGAUGUAUGGAUAUAACUGUGUGGUCUUAUUCCAGUUUUUAAUUAUUUUAUUUUCUGUAUCUCAUUUUGAUACUAGUUUUGGUAUUUGAUUAGUCUAGUUUUUUUUAAACAAUCUGGGUUUUUUGUGAAUUUGUUGACUGUAAUUUGCAACUGUGAAGUCAAUCUGAGAGACAUGUUACUGUGUUUCAGAAUUCACUGAAGGGUUUUGGAGACUUCUUGGAGAUGUUUCAGAUGAUCGUCAGUCAGUAUCUUUGCUGUUGUGGAUCUGGUCUGAUAAUGCUUAAAAGAGCUUUAGGUACUUUUUUUUCUUUUGUGUAGUAGGGUUGAUAGGGUCAAUAUUAUUCUUGUAUUUACUCCUGAACAAUGGACAUAAUUAUAUUUUUUUCUUGAGGUUGGAAUUUCCAACCAGUAACAAGAGUUGACUCAGUGGAUAAUCUAAAAUGUAAAGAGUGGGUUGUUUUAAAUAAUCAGCGUCCAUGAUUGUGGCUGUGUUCUCUGAUGUAACAGAGCACGCACAUUCACUGUAAAUGUGUAAACAAUAGUAUUAUGGUUAUUUGUUUAUCUUAUUUUGGUGCAUUAUGAAAUCUAAAGAACAAUAACAUCUUCACCAGAGCAUAAACAUAGAGCAUGUUUAUUUGACCUCACAGAGAGUGGGGUUUUCUGUCCAGCGGUAAACAGACAAAUCUUCCACUCUUUACCCCGACUUUUACUGUAACUUGGACCACAGCUGAUUGUAGUUCACGUCUGUUCUUCCACAGUAGUGUCAGUGUACAGUGGCACACUAGUGGAGCUAAAAAUCACCAUGUCAUAUUAUAAAUAGCAGUGUUUUUUGGCUUGAGGUUUUGAGGUGAAUCUGUGGACCGCUGGCUCCCACAGUCCAGCGCUGCUUGUAGGCUGAGAAAGUUGUCACUUCCACUUUACACCAAGUCUCUACCUAGACCUUGUCUGUGUUACUACACCAAACACACAAACAAGAACACGUCUACCUCAGAAAGGACUGCUGCCAUGACUACUCGAAAAUCACAGUUAUUUAAGUGACAUAAUGUCCUCUGCAAACAA
Messenger RNA from Periophthalmus magnuspinnatus, 2723 nucleotides. RefSeq names its product UDP-GlcNAc:betaGal beta-1,3-N-acetylglucosaminyltransferase-like 1 (gene b3gntl1). Lineage: Eukaryota; Metazoa; Chordata; Actinopteri; Gobiiformes; Gobiidae. The record is from RefSeq and is a predicted model, not a curated record. The transcript is spliced from 12 exons. Bases 222 to 1343 code for a protein of 373 amino acids.